AUUUAUUUAUUCAGGAACUCGUAACUCGUCUGACCGACGCCAUAAAACCUUCGGAAUUAUUAUAAGAUAUUUUGUGAAUAGACAUAAUUUAUAAUUUAGAAUCAUUAUGAUCAGUUUCAGUUUUAAAUGACGGAAAUUACAUGGAAUAUUUUCCAGUCAGGAACUUGAUGAUUCAGUUUUUGUCCAAUUGAUGUUUCAAUGAUAUCUAGUGUUGCUGUUCCGAAUACACCGAUUCAAGAUGAUGUGGCACGAGGCUCGGAAGCAGGAGAAGAAGAUUCGUGGGAUGCUGGUUGAUUAUAAGAAAAGAGCCGAGCGAAGGAGAGAUUACUAUGAAAAAAUUAAAGCUGAUCCCACCCAAUUUCUCCAACUUCAUGGCCGACCUGUUAAGGUUAGCUUGGACCCACAGGUUGCCAUUGCUGCCGAAGUCAAUAUGAUGCCGUGGCAAGGCAACCGUGACAUAAUGAUUGACAGAUUCGACGUGCGCGCGCAUCUGGAUUACAUCCCCGACGUGAGGCAUGAUGACGACUCGGGUGAUGGCGCCUCCAUGGAGGACAGACUGAUCAACUAUGAACGCUAUCGCAUUCUUGUGCAGAACGACUUUCUCGGUGUUCAGGAAGAAAAGUUCCUACGCCAGAUCUACCUGGAAGAACAGUUCGGUCCGGUGAUGAAACCCGAAUUACCGCCGGGCGUCGACACCAAACCGAAAAAAGGUGCCGGCGUCGCCAUUGGCUACAACUACGACGAACCGGGUGAGGUUGGCAGCACUGCAGCAGGAUUGAGCCAAGAUGGCGUCGGCGCAGUGGAUGGCAGCCCUGUUUUGGCGGGAAUCGAGUUGGCGGCCGCCCAAGAGAAGAACGGAAGUGAUGGUGAGGGGGGUGGUGAGGAUGGAGAUGAUGAUGAUGAUGACGACGAUGAUGAUAGUGAUGAGGAUGUGGAUUUUGACUUGUGCGUGGACGUGUCGAAGAUCGGCAACCAGCAGGCGCGCGAGAUGAAUGUGUGCGCACACGUGUAUGGCAUGCAAAGCAACGACUUCUUCAGCUUCCUCACCAACGACAUCGAGGAGGCAGAGAACCUCCGGCUGGCCAGGGAGCGCGAGGAGGAGAAGGCCAUGUAUUCGGGUCGUAAAGCGAGACGUGAGAGAAGAGCAUACAGAGAUAAGAAACUGGCAGGCAGAAAAAUAAGCCCACCUAGCUAUGCUUCUAGACAAAGUCCGACCUAUUUCGCAUAUCGAGAGUCAAAAUCGAAUUCUCCGUCGAAGUCGAAAUCCCGUUCACCCUCUCCUUCCAACACGGGCCAAGUGACCUACAUCACAAGUUUUGGUGGCGAUGAAGCCACGCCCACAGAAACUCCCAAACUAAGUCAGAACAGUUCAGCAUCGAAUUCUCGAACCCUCAGGUAUAAAUCGAGGUCUGAGAAAACAUCUGAUCGAAGAUCAAGAACAAGAAGUCCACCGCACACUGUCACUCAUAGACGACGGUCGAGAUCCGAUUCAAGGUCACGAAAUAGGUCGAGGUCACAGAAUAGGUCACGUGAUCUGGCGACUUCAAGGUCAGCAGCUGGUAGCAGUGGUGGUGGGGAGAGGUGGAGGUCACACCGGACACAUUUUCACAGGAGAAGUUACAGAGAUUCCAGGUCUAGAUCACGCAGUAGAAGCCCGAGGAGAAGACGGUCUUACUCCAGAUCAAGAAGUGGAUCCCCAAAUAAAAGAUCAUAUGGAAGACCUCCUCCACUUGACAAGUCGCCAAGCCCACAGAUGAUCAGAAGUAUCGAAGUCCCUGCACCGCCUGUCAUCACCAGAUACUAUGGUAGAAAUAACAGAGAUUCUUCCUCAGAACUGAGCUAUUCAAGCGAGAGUGAAUCUGUUCAGUCUUCCACAAAUACCAAUGUAUCGUCUACGCAAAAUAAACCUGUACCUGACAAGAACGCGCGAUCAGUGUUUGGUAAUUCAAGUGGCAGAAACAAACCUUCCACUUCAUCGGCACCUAUAGUCAAAAGUACUCCACAAGAACGGCUUAAGAAGAAAAUGCAAGCAUUGCUAAACCGCCAAUACAAAGCUGAUAAGCGAGCAGAGAGAGAACGCCUGGAAAAGGCCGAACAAGAUAGGUUGGACAGAGCUGAAGAGAUGCGAGAGAUAUCUAUCAAAAUGCGAAGACGGGAACGUAUCAAGCGGCACCAGAACUAUUUGGAGGAUAAUGAUGAAAGGGAUCUGAGUUCGGUCUCUUCGGGCUCUCUCUCUCCCGCGUCUAGCCCUGAGCGUACUUCCAGUCUGAAAAGUAGACGGAGAUCGCGUUCUCGCUCUCGCAGUGCCCCUCCGCCCCCUCUUCCUCCUCUGCCUUCCUACUCGUCCUCCUCCUCUUCCUCCUCCUACCGACGUCGCAGUCGCAGUCCGCCCCCGGCUAGGGGGGGCAGGUCCCGGCCCCCUCACCACAGCCCCCAUGAUAGCAGGCGACACAGGCCUCUAGUCGACUACUAGCAACUGUGCCCACGAUGCUCAUGCGUUGGUAAACAGUUUUUUGUUGAAUGCACUUACUACUAUUAUAUUUUUAAGUUAAGAAUUGUCUUGGUUUCGAUUUUUUUCAUGUAUCAAUGUUGUUCACGAGUUAAUCUAGUUUCUAAAUUAUUGAAGGAACUAUUAAUUCAAUUUAAAUCUAUAAGUUGAUCCAAUAAGUUUAAUUGUAGUACCAUGAUUUCCUUCCAUGACAGACCAUAUCCCACUGUAUUAUAAAUCAAUGGUUGUAUAAGAUGAUAUUCUAUAUUUCUUCCUAUAUUUCUUACCAAUUUAUUGAUAUUGUGAAUUAAAUAAUGAUAGUAUUCUGAUUAUUGAUAUUAUAUUAGCAAUAUGAGGGAAUCAAAGUCAGACUUCCUCAAUUUCAUACAUAAUGUAAAAAACAAUUUUAAAGGAACUACAUGUUUUUGUGGUUAUUCCCUUUUAGAAUUGAUCUUAUCCUCACUAUUUUAUCCUCUUGAAUGUGAGGUUUAUGAGUAAUGAUUCGACGAUUACGGAAGAAUAAUUUUGACGCUUAUGGGAGUGUUUAAACGUGUGCAGUGUAAACAUUCCUAUACGUGCCAAGUGUAUUCUUUAAUAGUCGUCGAAUCAUCACGCUUAAA
Nilaparvata lugens (brown planthopper) is the source of this 3108-nucleotide messenger RNA. Its product is annotated as CLK4-associating serine/arginine rich protein. NCBI's taxonomy places the organism in Eukaryota, Metazoa, Arthropoda, Insecta, Hemiptera, Delphacidae. Bases 239 to 2473 code for a protein of 744 amino acids. The record is from RefSeq and is a predicted model, not a curated record. The transcript has 20 exons.